AUGGGGUCUGCAACAUCUUCUAUGGCUGCAAAGUUUGCAUUUUUCCCACCAGACCCUCCAUCAUAUAGCACAUAUGUGGAUGAACCAACUGGGAAAUUGAGGAUCUCUGAUGUUCAUCCCAGAGAUGAUGUGGACGUGGUCAAGCUCAGCACCAAGAAAGGGAAUGAGAUUGUGGCCAUGUUUGUCAAAAACCCAUGUGCUUCUCUCACUCUGCUUUACUCCCAUGGAAAUGCUGCUGAUCUAGGUCAGAUGUACCACAUUUUCACUGAGCUUAGUCUUCAUCUUGGUGUAAAUCUCAUGGGGUACGACUAUUCUGGUUAUGGACAAUCUUCUGGAAAGCCAAGUGAGCAGGACACUUACGCAGACAUAGAAGCUGCCUAUAAAUGCCUUGAAGAGACGUAUGGUAUAAAGGAGGAAGACGUCAUAUUGUAUGGACAGUCAGUUGGAAGUGGACCUGCUUUGGAGUUGGCUAUUCGUUUGCCUCACUUGAGGGCUUUAGUUCUGCACAGUCCUAUACUGUCUGGCCUUCGAGUGAUGUACCCUGUUAAGAAAACAUUCUGGUUCGACAUUUACAAGAAUAUCGAUAAGAUCCCGUUUGUCAAUUGCCCAGUUCUGGUUAUUCAUGGAACUGAAGAUGAAGUUGUGGAUUUCUCCCAUGGUAAGCAACUGUGGGAGCUUUGCAAAGAGAAGUAUGAGCCUUUGUGGCUUAAAGGAGGGAACCAUUGUAAUUUGGAACUCUAUCCAGAGUACUUGAGGCAUCUCAGGAAGUUCAUAUCUGCCAUAGAGAAAUUACCACGUGUUCAAAGUUUACCUGAACCAAGUGCAGAUCAAUUGGAGUCUUCUCUGAAGACCAUAGACAACAAGGAGAAGGCCAGAUCAAGCACUGACCAGAAAGAGAAGUCUAGGUCCAGCACUGGGCAGAGAGAAAAAUCUAGACUGAGCACAGACGGCAGAGAGAAAUCAAGAACCAGCACUGAUAAGAGAGAGAAGUCAAGAAAGAGCACCGAUCGAUCUGGCAAGGCAAGAAAUAGCACGGAUCAGUCAGAGAGAGCUAGAAACAGCUUCGACCGCUUGGGAGAUAUGGUGAGGUCGGUUGGAUUGUGUAAUGUUGAUUGUCUGAAGCAUGCUGCAUUAGAGGCCUGA
Messenger RNA from Prunus armeniaca (apricot), 1143 nucleotides. The record is from the annotation of a GenBank genome assembly. NCBI's taxonomy places the organism in Eukaryota, Viridiplantae, Streptophyta, Magnoliopsida, Rosales, Rosaceae.